Cyclocybe aegerita is the source of this 996-nucleotide messenger RNA. NCBI's taxonomy places the organism in Eukaryota, Fungi, Basidiomycota, Agaricomycetes, Agaricales, Hemipholiotaceae. The record is from the annotation of a GenBank genome assembly.
AUGUUCUCUGUCAAAUCCCUGCUGGUCUCUCUCGUUCUUACCGCCGUUUCUGUCUCGGCCACCCCGGCCCUGUCUCUGUCUCUGUCAGGCGGAAGCACUGUUAAGGGCGUCGAGCACCUCACGGUCAAGGCUACCAUCACCAACACUGGCGACGAGACCUUGAAGCUCCUCAGCGACCCCCGUUCGCUCUUGUCUAAGCGCCCGGUCAACAAAUUCAGGAUCGCUGAUGCCAACGGUGCCCGUCCCACCUUCACUGGUGUCAAGGUCAAGUACUCGCCUGAGGUCGCUGCCAAGCAGGGCGCCUACACCGUCCUUGCACCUGGUGCCUCGAUUGAGGUUGACCACGAUCUGUCCCAGGGAUACAACUUCUCUGCUUGCGGAGCCGGCUCCUUCGACUUUGAGGGUGACAGCACCUUCUACAUCGUGAAGGAUGACGACUCGAUUGGUAUCGUCCAUGCUGAGGAGACUAGCGCCUACACCGCCCAGCUGUCUGGCAACCUGGCCAUUGCCCGCCGCGACGAGCAGACCGCGAUCAACUCUGCUGUUGCCGCAGCUGAGACCUACGCUUCUUCGUCGUACAACUACCUGGUUGGUAUCAGUGCCACCACCAACAGGUACUCCACCUGGUUCGGAACCUACACCGCUGCCCGCAAGAGCACCGUCCAGUCCCACUUCAACCUGAUCAACGGCAACGACUUCUCGAGCUUCACCUACGAUUGCACCUGCACAGACAGCGCCUACGCUUAUGUCUACGCUGGCACCUUCGGCAGGAUCUACUUCUGCAAUGCUUUCUGGAACGCUCCCACCACCGGUACCGACUCCAAGGCUGGAACCAUCAUCCACGAGGCCUCCCACUUCACUCGCAACGGUGGAACCGACGACCACGCUUACGGCCAGACUGCUGCCCAGAACCUCGCCAGGAGCAACCCUGCUCUCGCUGUCAUGAACGCCGACUCGCACGAGUACUUCGCUGAGAACACCCCCGCUCGCACAUAG